Molecule: messenger RNA, 1194 nt
Organism: Gossypium raimondii (Peruvian cotton)
Lineage: Eukaryota; Viridiplantae; Streptophyta; Magnoliopsida; Malvales; Malvaceae
Product: abscisic acid receptor PYL8
Exons: 3
Coding region: 291-863 (190 amino acids)
Biological process (GO): abscisic acid-activated signaling pathway
Cellular component (GO): nucleus; cytoplasm
Molecular function (GO): abscisic acid binding; signaling receptor activity; protein phosphatase inhibitor activity
Source: RefSeq, a predicted model, not a curated record
UUAUGAUUUCAGGUGAUGAGGUAGAAGCUAGGGAUUAGGGAGGGGGCUUAGAGGUGGAAGAACUCAGGUACCUUCUCUUUCUUUUUAUGCUGCUGAUUCAUACGCUGCUGCUUCUUUUCUCUCUCUUGAGAUAAACCAGAUUUAAUAGGCUCUAGAAGAUUCGUCGGUGACUCUUCCCGGUCGGUCACCGAAUCGUGAUCGCUGGAGACGAGUUUGAGUGUUUCUUUAUCUUUGUUUGUUAGCGUAAGAGGAAAGUGUGCGUGUUUGGAUUGAUAAGAGGAAAAGAGAAAAUGAAUGGGAAUAGCAAUGGAUUUGGGAGUGCCGGUGCGGUGGCGGCGACUGAGUUUGUAAGGAGACAUCAUCGACAUGAGACUGGAGAGAAUCAGUGUAGUUCUGCCGUCGUCAAGCGGAUCAAAGCUCCUGUUCCUCUCGUUUGGUCUCUGGUGAGGCGAUUUGACCAACCUCAAAAGUAUAAACCCUUUGUCAGCCGGUGUGUUGCACAAGGAAACCUUGAAAUUGGGAGUCUUAGAGAAGUUGAUGUCAAGUCAGGGCUACCGGCUACUACAAGCACCGAAAGACUCGAACUCCUUGAUGAUGAUGAGCAUAUCCUCAGCAUCCGGAUUAUUGGUGGGGAUCAUAGACUUAAGAACUACUCGUCAAUCAUCUCACUCCAUCCAGAGAUCAUAGAUGGCAGACCUGGGACUCUAGUCAUUGAAUCCUUUGUGGUGGAUGUGCCCGAGGGAAACACAAAGGAUGAGACAUGCUACUUUGUUGAAGCUUUGAUCAAGUGCAAUCUCAAAUCUCUUGCAGAUGUUUCAGAAGGGCUAGCAGUGCAGGACCGGACAGAACCCAUUGAUCUUUGAAAGUCAGGGAGCUGACAGUUGUAAGGUGGUGGCCAUAGUUGCCAUGGAUGAAGCUUCGGGGCUUUCGUAUCUUCGGAGGCUUGAGAGAUGGACUGGCAAUUGUUGGUCUUCCAUCUUCUAGAUACAUUCACACUGCAUUCCAUCCAUUUGUUAUUGUUCUCUCCUUUGAUUUUAACAUUAUGUGCUGGAUUCCCUGUCUCUACUUGAUCAAAAACCACAAAUAUUAUAAAAGUUUCUUCAGUCGAACAAAAAGGGGAGUGGUUGCUGUUCAGCAGAACCAAAUUUUUGUUAAUUUGGGUAUAUAAUGGAUCGUCUUUAUUGGAGUUCAAAA